AUGUAUUCUUGAGACUUAUUGCUGAACGAUGAAGAUCAUAUCCUGCUGUUGCUGCUGCGACUCAAUCGCGAGUUUGCUUCACAAUUGCCGGCGAUGUCGAUGGGAUGGUACCGCACUCUUCUGCCUCUGUGCAUCUUGACGUUGCUCGCCGCUUCCGGUGCUGCCGCAGAUGGGAACGUUACAUUACAGUCGUUAACAAUCUUUAAUACGCACGAAUGGUUUGGACAAAAACCUAACGUGUAUUUCCAAUGUCAGGGCGAAGACAGGGUGGACUUGCCUGAUGUUAGAGCGAAGGAUCAACUUUAUACUUUCCUGGGAGAGGAAUCUUGGCAGCCUCUCACAAGAUUGGUAGGAAAGAAAUGCAAGCGCUGCGGAAUUUUCGAGAAGGAUACGUUUAAGUCAGAUGACGUAUUUGAUCAAUGGGAGCUUUGUCCAUUGAAUUUCACACCAAGUCCAGAUGGGCUUUAUCAUCGUUUUAAAGAAAAUGAGUUUAACCUCACGUUCACAUGCCCAACCUGCAAUGUGGUGGCAUCCGAAGAAGUGGAAGCAGGUGAACCCGACAGUGGUCCUGAGAAAAAGGAGAAGAGCCAUGGUCAUGAGUUAAUAGCUGUGAUUGUUGUAUUUGCACUAUUAUCACUGGGAGGGUUCGCCUUUGUUGCUUAUAGCGGAUGGCGUCGGAAACAAAGGGAGAUGCAGCAAGCACGAUUUAUCAAAUUGUUUGAAAGUGAUGACUUUCUUGAUGAUGAGCUGGGGCUGAAGGAUGACUUAUAAGUGAAUCUUUCAAACUACACCCAAUUCUGGCUUCACAAAUUUGGCCUUCAUCAAGUAGGAUGAAGGAUGCCUCCUCUGUUGCUGGUGAAUUGGGACCCUCUGCAUCUCUUGUUACCUGAUUAUUUUCCUCUGAGCAGGUUAGUACUCAAGUAGUUGUAGAAUCACAAUGUGCUGGAAGGAUUUCCUGAUGGAGGGCCUGCUUGAUAAGAGAAUCAGCCGAGUGUCAUUUACACUGAAAAGAUUACUUCGAGGCAUUUCAACUGAUCAGGGUGCAUCAUGGAGAGCUUUAUACAUAAUGCCAUGCAUUUUGAAGCUUUUGUAAUUAGGGGAGAGUUGAAGACGGAUGUUUUAUUUGCUCUUGUGGUACAUAUUCUACUGUUCGAUGGGAGAAUAGUGGCCUUGAAUAGCAUAACCAUAGUUUUGAGGGGAAAUCCCUCUGGAGUAAAAUUUCCAACUUGUACUUAGAAUAUUGUAACAAAAGAGUCUACUUCCAUUAAUAAUCAAAAUGACAAGAAUGGAUCAGGAUUUGAAAGGAACGUGUAAACCUAGUCUUUAACUGUAAUCGAUUAUCUAUGUGGUAUGAUGGACAUUCAAUUGUUAAUGGAAUAAAAAAUUUGUUGGGUUA
This is a messenger RNA of Physcomitrium patens, 1396 nucleotides long. RefSeq lists its product as uncharacterized. Lineage: Eukaryota; Viridiplantae; Streptophyta; Bryopsida; Funariales; Funariaceae. The record is from RefSeq and is a predicted model, not a curated record.